CACACAUCCCAAAGGUUUUACGAAUAUAAGCCAAUUUCACUAGCUUUAACAUUUUCUUUGAGAUUCUCAUAUGGAAAUGGAUUUGAAUGCUCAAGAGAAGAAAGCAGGGUUCUUUCAAAGGCUUCAGGAUUUCCCUAGCAAGCUCAAAGACGAUGUCACCAAACGCGUAAAGAAUGUGCAAAAGUUUGCGAAAGAUGAUCCAAGACGGAUCAUCCACUCCAUGAAAGUGGGGGUUGCUCUCACAUUAGUGUCAUUGUUGUACUAUGUGCGACCACUCUACAUCAGCUUUGGGGUCACGGGUAUGUGGGCGAUACUUACCGUAGUCGUGGUCUUCGAAUUCACUGUUGGUGGAACACUUUCCAAAGGUUUAAACAGAGGGUUUGCAACAUUAAUAGCAGGAGCCUUAGGGGUUGGGGCAGUACACCUUGCUCGUUUCUUUGGGCAUCAAGGAGAGCCCAUAGUUCUUGGGAUCUUAGUGUUCUCACUAGGCGCAGCUGCAACAUUUUCGCGGUUUUUCCCACGGAUUAAACAGAGAUAUGACUAUGGUGCUCUGAUAUUCAUACUCACAUUUAGUUUCGUUGCGAUUUCGGGUUACCGUACAGAUGAAAUAUUGAUUAUGGCAUAUCAAAGACUAUCGACUAUUCUUAUCGGUGGCACGAUCUGCAUCCUUGUGUCGAUUUUCAUUUGUCCUGUAUGGGCUGGCGAAGAUCUUCACAAGAUGAUUGCUAACAACAUUAACAAACUUGCUAAGUACCUAGAAGGAUUCGAGGGUGAAUAUUUUCAACCGGAGAAGAUUUCAAAGGAGACAAGCUCGUGUGUUCGAGAAUACAAAAGCAUUCUAACAUCAAAAAGCACUGAAGAUAGUUUGGCGAAUCUUGCAAGAUGGGAACCAGGGCAUGGACGUUUCAGGUUACGGCACCCGUGGAAAAAGUACUUGAAAAUUGCAGGACUCGUUCGCCAAUGUGCCGUCCAUUUAGAAAUCCUCAAUGGCUACGUUCUUUCAAACGAUAAGGCACCACAAGAAUUCGAAAGUAAGAUUCAAGAGCCAAUCACGACUAUGAGCAGAGAAGUUGGUGAAGCCCUAAAAGCCAUAGCCAAAUCUAUUAAAACAAUGAGGAACGAUAGUGCUUGUGUGAACGCACACAUUGACAACUCCAAAAAGGCCAUUAAAAACUUAAAGAUUGCACUCAAAUCUUCUUAUCCAGAGACAUAUAAAGAUCUUUUGGAGAUCAUUCCCGGAGUCACAAUGGCAUCAAUCCUGAUCGAGGUCGUGAAUUGCGUCGAGAAGAUCUACGAGGCUGUGGAAGAAUUCUCUGGUCUUGCACAUUUCAAAGAGACUUUGGAUUCAAAACUAUCAGCGGAGAUAGGACAACAUCAAUUACUCCACAGGGGAUGUGUAAAGCCGGUUCUAGAUGGCGACAACGAGAAAGAAGACAAUAGCUCAUGUCAUGUUCUUAUCACUGUCCAUGAUGAAGGAUAUCUACCGACGGCCACCGCGAAGAACGUUUUGGGAGCAGAGAAGACUAGAGUAGAUAUUGUGUGAAUAUUUUUGUUCAUUGCGAAACAAUUACACACUCUUUCAAGAGAACAUUAUUUAGUAUAUAAGAGAUAUCCGCAUUCUACUUAGUUAUUGCCAAUUAAUAGAAUUAUAAUCAACCAUUGAUAAUAAUGUAGUUGAUUUCCUACUUAUAACAUUAGAUGUCAUGUGUUAUGUGUAGUGAAUCUAGUGAUAUGAUAGGAUAAAUACAUGCUUAAGUUAAGAUUG
Molecule: messenger RNA, 1765 nt
Organism: Arabidopsis thaliana (thale cress)
Lineage: Eukaryota; Viridiplantae; Streptophyta; Magnoliopsida; Brassicales; Brassicaceae
Product: aluminum activated malate transporter family protein
Exons: 5
Coding region: 71-1543 (490 amino acids)
Biological process (GO): transmembrane transport
Cellular component (GO): membrane
Source: RefSeq, marked reviewed